AUGGCGAUCGGUUCUUCCGGUUUGCCGGUUCUUCUGGUUUCGCGGGGCCGGUUUACCGGUUUUCCGGUUUACCGGUUUUCUGGUUUCGUGGGGCCGGUUUUCCGGUUUUACCGGUUUUUCGGUUUACCGGUUUUCUGGUUUCAUGGGGCCGGGUUUCCGGUUUACCGGUUUUCCGGUUUACCGGUUUUUCGGUUUCGUGGGGCCGGUUUGCCGGUUUUCCGGCUGUCGAUCGUCAGCGGGAGGUGCGUUGAAUCGACCGGAGGGGUUGUGCUUGGCGACGGCAAGGUGAAGGGUGGGCAGGCGCAGGGUGGGCCCAAUAUACGCAUAGUUGCGUGGGUCCAACUGCGUCCCACUGCGUCGUCGCCAGGCCCUUAUGCGGACAUACCCGCCUGA
Molecule: messenger RNA, 393 nt
Organism: Pieris macdunnoughi
Lineage: Eukaryota; Metazoa; Arthropoda; Insecta; Lepidoptera; Pieridae
Source: the annotation of a GenBank genome assembly